GACUGACGUUGUUUUUCCCCGGAUAGCAUUAGAAUUUGGACCACUGGUCCCAUCUUGGUUUGAGAAAGGAGAGAGCUGAGAGAACCGUCCAUAUUACAGCUGCUUUGUCAGUUUGCUUGUGGUGUCGACUGAUUGCUACUCACUGGCUAUGCUAAUACGCUAGGGCUCAGUUAACACCGAGGCGUUGCGCAUUUAAAUGACGCUUUGCCGGCUUGAAACAUCUACAAAGCAUUUUUGGUGGUGAUGGACCCUCCUGGUGGGGGAAGUGAACGGCGGAGGCAGGCUGAGCGUCUUCGACGGGAGGAGGCAUACUACAACUUUAUUAAUGAACUGAGUGAAGAAGAGUACCGCCUGAUGAGAGAUGGCAAUCUGCUGGGCACUCCUGGGGAGGUGACUGCAGAGGAGCUCCGUCAGCGCCUGGAUGGAGCCAAAGAGCGGGUGUCAUCUCAACCCCACGCUGAGCAGCGAUUGCAGACUGCUGAUUCUGGAGAACAGCAGAGCAGUAGCAGCGCAGGAGAGGAGAGAGGGGCUGGAGGAAGAGGAGGGGCAGGGACUACAGAAGCUGGAGCAGAUUCUUCUAAUGGAGAUUCGUUACUGGAGUGGCUGAACACGUUCAGGCGCACCGGUAACGCGACUCGAAGCGGCCAGAGUGGGAACCAGACAUGGAGGGCUGUCAGCCGGACCAAUCCCAACAGCGGGGAGUUUCGUUUCAGCCUCGAGAUCAACAUCAACCACGAUCAGCCCGAGCCGGGAGAGCAUAUUGAAACUGUGAACUCUGUGGAUGCCCCAGAACUCCCGGUGACUCCUCUCAACACCUCCGCCCGCACUGCUUCCCCCCUCUCCAGCUCUCGGCCUUCAGCCACUCCGAGGCCUGCGCCUUACCCCUCCCCACGCCCGGCCAUAAGAAGGAUCGAGACCCGGCGCACACGCAGCAGUACCACCGCUCUGUCUGUGAGCUCCGCCACGCUUCCUCCUGCAGAGAUAGUCCCAGCCACCAACCAGAGGCGGGCUUCUACUUUGCACUCAUCAGCACCUUCUCCUACUGUCCCUAGCCCUCCCGUUGAUCAAAGCGCACCAUCGCAGCAUCAUGUCCUGAAUGUAGAGGCAGAGCACAGGCGUAAUGAAGUGCCUGCUGCUCUAGACUGUCCUCGGGUGUCGCCACAGGGCGACUCUCAACCCCAAGCUGCGGGACAUGAAUCACGCAGCAGCAGGACUCGAUCACGUGGCCGAGCGCGCAGAGCUGCGGCAGGGGGCGGAGUUGCUUCUCGUGCAUCGAGGAGAAGUCGAUCCCCUUUGAACAGAACACCUAGUGUCAGCACCCUCCCACCAACUGGUAGCAGCCCAAAUGGGUCUAUGAUCCAAACCGGUGAGCCGAGCGGUGUCACGACCUCUGUAUCCAUGGAGACCGGGGGAAUUGUGUCCGAACCCGACGCUGUGCUGGAGUCCGCCGUGGAAACGGUAGAGCGUGCAAGCGAGUCGCCCGCAGCGGGCGCAGGAAGCUCGGCGGUCAGACGCCAUCCAACAAUCAUGCUGGACUUGCAGGUGAGGAGGAUCCGGCCCGGCGAGAACAGGGACCGGGACAGCAUCGCGAGCAGAACUCGAUCCCGCGCACGGGUCGCCGAGAACACGGUCACGUUCGAAAGCGACAGCGGCGGGUUCCGACGCACCAUCUCCCGCUCGGAGCGAGCCGGGAUCCGCACCUACGUCAGCACCAUCCGGAUUCCGUUGAGGCGCAUCAGCGAGACUGGCCUCGGAGAACCCAACUCCACCGCCCUGCGCUCCAUCUUGCGUCAGAUUAUGACUGGAUUUGGGGAACUCAGCUCGCUCAUGGAGACGGAGGCGAGUUCGGAAAGCGUCGCGCCCAGCCAUGCUGACGUUGGCGCCACAAAUAGCAGCAGCAGUCGUUUACAUUUAAAUGAGAAUGAGCCUGGCCAGGUUGGGACAGAUGAGGCCGUUCCAGGGCUGGAGGGCCAGGUGAGGAGCGAGGAUGAGCAGAUUGGGCAGGCCAGAUUCGGAGGCGGAGUAGUUAGCUCCGUAGACGGACGGGCAAACAGCCGAGACACCAACAACUUGGUUGAAAACGGCACCCUGCCCAUCCUGAGGUUGGCACACUUCUUUUUACUCAACGACGACGAAGACGACGAGCAUCCCCGAGGCCUGACCAAAGAGCAGAUCGACAAUCUAUCCACGCGUACAUACGGUCAGGCCAGCCUCGAAGGCGAGAUGGGUCGCGCCUGCAGCGUGUGCAUCAACGAAUACACUCAAGGCAACAAGCUGAGGCGCUUGCCCUGCUCCCAUGAGUUCCACGUUCACUGCAUCGACCGCUGGCUCUCCGAAAACAACACCUGCCCCAUCUGCAGGCAGCCAAUCCUCGCAGCGCAUCACGACUGACCCCACCCUCUGCUGCUUACGGCUGGCUGAGACUGAGCAAACCCAAGUGGGCUUAGCGUGUACAUAUCGCUUUCACCGCUUAGUUUCUUUGAAGACAUCCGUUGAGUUUAAAAAAAAAAAAGGUGGAACCAAAAGUGUGCAAAACAGGAAAGAAACUAUAAAUCCAGAGAAUUAAAAAAAGAAACUUUAUUUUUUUAGAUGCUACGUUUUGAGCAAGUCAUUUAGCUCCUCCUGUGUCCUUAGUUGCUACUUGUUUCAUCGGGCUUCAGAAGUCUGUCAGUAAACGGCUUUUAUGCUUUAGGAGCUCCUGUAGCGACUGUUGAAUAGUCUGACUCUAACACUUUUAUGUCUCACAUGCGUGACCUUCUUUUUUCCUUUUUUUUUAUUUUUAUAACUGACCAUACAACACACUUGUCGGUUUGGUUUAAUCAGUAUGAGCUGUAAAUAGGGCUGCACUGCUUAUCAGGUUCUUGAAGAGAUACAAGGCUAACAUCCCAACUGCUCAGAAUGGAAGAAGGACAUUUGUUUUUGUUUUAUUGUUGUUUUUGUUUUCUAUUUUAAAGCCUAAAAAGUCCAUUUUAAAGUUUCUUAAAAUAUGUGAAAUUUGAGAGGGUUAAACAAGUUUUGUAUUCACUUUGGAAAUACAUUCAUUCUGUGCUUGUAUUAAUUUAAGCCCUACAGUUAAAAUGCAAUACAGAGAUCCAGCAGUCAUCCAUUAAAAGCAGUCACUUUGAAUUAAAACCGUUUAAAGAUUUGUCGCCACAGUUCCAGUAAAACAGGCUCUUUUGAUAAUCAGGGAUUCGGACUGGUCCGCAUACGUUGUGCAAUAUUGAGAGAGGAAAAAUAUUGACUUGUUGGACAUUAACUUUGUUGUCUCUCGUUGUCUUUUCCACUCCAAGACAAACUCUUCAAUCAGUGUCUUCAUUGUUUCUGUUGCCAGUCCACAUACAGAGAACAGACUGGGAAGAUGUGGAAAUAAGAUUAUUCUGCAGUGUGUACAGUUUGUCCAGCUAACUCAAAAUUCCUCAUAUAGCAUCUGACUUGGUGUGUAACCUGAUGUAUUUUUUUUAAUCUAUUUUUUUUCCCCAUUACAUGCACAGAAUAGCCUUUUUGUGUAAAAGAAAUGGAUUAAGAGCUAACCCACCCAGUACAUUUGUUUCUGUCACUUUAUACAUAACAGCUGCAGUACACACCAGUUAACUGCAUCUCUGCAGUUUCUGUGUCCCUAACUAAACUGCAGGAUUGUUGCAGUACCGUGUGUAGGAAUGUGUGGAAGAGUGUAUGGUUUGUUUGCCUGUGUGUUUGUGUGUAUAAAAAAAAGGCCUGGUGUCUGUUCGAAGCUGGUUCUAUAAGAACUCUUCUAUUCAAUGUGUGGCCACGUAGUAGGGUUGGUGUGGGCAAAGGGUUCAGAAGUGAAUAUUUAUUCUGUUCCUAUUUAAUAUGAUGGAAAAAUCAGCCUUUGGAAUAUGAACUGAUAUAUUUUGCUUUGUCAUGAGAGUAAAUAAAAUGGCUAUGAUGAAUAUAGUAUGAAAAAGAAA
This is a messenger RNA of Poecilia latipinna (sailfin molly), 3929 nucleotides long. RefSeq names its product ring finger protein (C3H2C3 type) 6 (gene rnf6). The record is from RefSeq and is a predicted model, not a curated record. Gene Ontology annotation, molecular function: ubiquitin protein ligase activity. NCBI's taxonomy places the organism in Eukaryota, Metazoa, Chordata, Actinopteri, Cyprinodontiformes, Poeciliidae. Gene Ontology annotation, cellular component: nucleus. The coding region runs from base 244 to 2391 and encodes 715 amino acids. The transcript is spliced from 5 exons. Gene Ontology annotation, biological process: positive regulation of DNA-templated transcription; protein ubiquitination; ubiquitin-dependent protein catabolic process.